Messenger RNA from Alternaria alternata, 2412 nucleotides. RefSeq lists its product as hypothetical. The transcript is spliced from 5 exons. NCBI's taxonomy places the organism in Eukaryota, Fungi, Ascomycota, Dothideomycetes, Pleosporales, Pleosporaceae. The record is from RefSeq and is a predicted model, not a curated record. Bases 1 to 2412 code for a protein of 803 amino acids.
AUGGAUUUGUCUAUCUCACAAGCUCACGCUAACUGCGUUUCUGUUUUCCUCACGCUCAUCGAAGCAUCCCACUCCCCCUCUCACAAGGAACUUCUGAAUGAGGCGCAGGAUGUCUUCGAUAGAUACAAGCUUUGGGCAGGAAACGUCGGCGCUAUACAUGGUGCUAAUAAGUACAAACUAUCUCUUGAUUACCGGUUGAGAGAAGCGUCUUUUUACAAAAGUCAGGUAUUGAAUUUGAUGCAGGACCUGCAAAGUUGUUUGAACAAAGCCUUGUUCAUCUUCCGGAAAGAGCAUGGAGCGGCUCUCUAUCACUCAAAUGAAGAUUCCGAGCCGUCAAGUGCGAAUACGGACGAAUCAGACGAGUCUGAUUCCCCAUGGGAAGUUUCUUCUGACUCUGAGGUGGAGCAGCAACCAGAACAGAAGCUGCGUCGAAAAGAUGCAGAUCGGAAAAGUGGUCGGCCUCAAUAUCCAGCGAAGCCAGGGCUGCUGGACUCCACCGAUUUCAUUGUUGAAUGUCUUUGGAGGCUUCCCAUCCGACGUCCCGCGCCAGCCGAUCGUAUGAAGGACAAAACAGUUGCUGAUAUAACCGGAUACUUGCCAUUUGACCUCAUUUACGUAAGAGAUAAGUUCCCCGGCCUUAACGAGACAGUCGCUGCACGCCUGGCGAAGAUGAUAUCGAGGCGCAGGCAACUGAUACGGUAUCGCAAAGACCACACCGAUGGCUUACAAGUGGAAGAAGCUGCAGUGGUUGAUGUCCCCAAAUCUGAAAAUAACAAUAUACCCUCCCCUCUUGAAGCCGAUAUGGCCAGCGAGCCAGCGCCCAGUUUGAAGGCCCCAAGUCAACGUACAGAGCUUACGAAAGCGACAACCUUAAGAAUCAACGCUCCCAUGGCGACACUUUUGCCAACGACUGGACUUUAUGCUCAGUCAGUAUCCGAGUCCGGGUCUUCCAUUGCAUCUGAGCAGACAGCAAAUGCGAUUACGAUCAGGUUUCCAAAUCGACCCAGGACAAAAGAAGGACGAGUUCUGGAACGGUACAUAUGUCCUUACUGUUCCACUGCCCAAAUAACUACAUCGGAACGUAGAUGGAAAAAGCAUGUCUUAUCAGACCUUCAGCCAUACAUAUGCACCUACCCAGACUGCCAACUCAACGACUACUUCUUCGAGAACAAGGACGACUGGUAUAACCAUGAGUCACGUACGCACCGCGUUGAGUGGUUCUGCAACACGGCGUCUCACAAGUCUUUUGUCGAUAUGCAAGAAUUCCUGGAUCACAUGCACACAGUUCAUUCAGAACCUCUUGAGGGAGCGCAGCUUCUGAGUCUUCAUCGUGGCUUUCAGCGACCUUCAAAUGCGCAUUCGGGAACCUGUACAUUGUGUGGUCAACAUGCAAACAAACUAAAGUCUCAUCUUGCACGGCAUUUAGAACAACUCGCCUUGUUUGCAAUCCCUCAAACAGAUUAUAUGGCUGAUCUGGAGGAAGAUGACACAUCAUCGAACGCUGCACGGCAAGGUGUUCCAGCUCCAUCUAGUCUGGAAUCAGCGAGGAAAGCAUCAGAAACUUCGAGUCUUGAGCCCAGUUCUGGAGUGCCUAGCGUUAGUAUUGAAUAUGGGAACCCACUUAUAGAGAACACGGAAACUGCGCAACGACACGAAUCGUACUACAAGGAAAUACCGGAAAACCUCGAAGAUGAUAUGGGAGAAGGGAUAGAUACUUCUUGGGACCAGAUCACGCCGAAGUUCAAGGAAGCCCGACAUGCAAUGUAUAACGAGCAUGAAGCAGGAGUCUCCGAGCCCUAUAAAACGCCCAGCGGCGUUUGGGGAGUAGCACCCAGCAAUGCUUCAACAACAAGUAUCCCGAGCGGAGGUGAAAUUGUUCAAUCGAAGUUCGCUCAGGCGCUCAAAACGCAGAGCGGACCUGCGUCCUCACUUGAAUCGAUCCAAAAACAACCUACUCUUCAGCGUCGCGAAGAAUCUCGCGGUGCACCAAAACCUCCCCCUCUGUCUCUUCGACAGCGAGCUGGCCGUUUUACCUCAAAUAUCCUCUCCCCUUUCCGUAGUCGAAAAGAAAGUCAGCCUGCAGAUGGGUUUUACCUACCGAAGGAGAGAUCUGCAUCGAUGGAAGCGUUGUACGAGCCUGAAUGGAGUCCAACAAUUGAAAUAAUAAGUAAAGCCAAAGCUCCUAUCAGCGAACUGUGGCCCGACACCACUCCUGCUGAGCUUUACAGCCCUCCACCCGAAGGCAGAGAAACUGUCGACUAUUUCGCCGCUAGUAGGACGCGACGCCAGGGUGCACCGCGCACGCCAAUUGCAGAACUCCCCGGUGAAGAUGCGAUAAGCUCCUUGCCCAAAAAGAACGAAGACCUGACGCCGAGGGAGGAUCUGGCGAGGAAGAGACGGCAUGAUACGUGA